Molecule: messenger RNA, 1003 nt
Organism: Zophobas morio
Lineage: Eukaryota; Metazoa; Arthropoda; Insecta; Coleoptera; Tenebrionidae
Exons: 9
Coding region: 179-1003 (274 amino acids)
Source: RefSeq, a predicted model, not a curated record
CAACUUUGUAACACAAAAAUCUGACUAUGGAGCUUAUCAGAAAAGAUAUGGGAUUUACGGCUAUAUAGUCAUCCUGGUGUUUUCAUUAUUAAUACAUCUGCCUUUUCUUGUAUUUUCAAUUCAAAAUAAUGUGAGUAGAGAAGAUUUCUUGAAAAAUAGGGAAAAUGAAGAUAAGGAAAUGCCGUACCGGCUUACAAAAAUUUUUUAUACGAGCUUGGGGUUAGGAAUCCUCCAUCUGUUUUUCUUGGUAACGCUAAUUGCAGUUAUUAUAUGGUUCAGAAAAACUCAAGCUGUUAUUAGUAGAGGGACUGUUUUUUUAUGUCACCUAUGUCUUUCAUUAAUAGGUGCAAUAGUUAUCUCUGUAUAUUACACCAAAACGCGAAUCGAUCAAGUAAGCAAGAGUAAUAUCGGGGAUGCGAAAAAUACUAGUUAUAAGGUAGCCAUAUUACUUGCGUUCUUUUUUGGGAACUAUCUUUCGGCUAUUGCAAUACGAAUGCGUUUAAUUUAUGAAAUCUUUUAUUCAAAGUCUAAAAGAAGCUUUCAUCCUUUGUUAAAUCAUUUUAAAUACUACUAUAUAGACUUGGUAAUAUACGCUGUUGCUAUGCUUCCGGCAGCAUUAAAAAUUUAUGGAAUUGUUUCAAGAAAAUUGCAGGUGGUCGGCCCUUUCCUCCUCAUUCCAAUCUACUAUUCCCUUGUGAUCGGCUUUUUUACAUACAAGUGUCGAAAUAUAGCCACAGAGUUUUCUGAUUACCGCACAAACUUACGGUCUUCGGGGUACUGCUGUGUCGCCUUUCUAAUAGUUAUUAUAAUUUAUAAAACGGUGAAAACUUUAGUGGCUGCUACAGUUUGGCAAAUGGCAAUAGAGUCUAUCGGACUUGUUUACGGUUUAGACUCCCUCCUUGAAUUAACAUUUUUAGAACUUUCUAAAAGAAAAAGGGCUCGUGAUAGAGAAAAAACUAGGGGUGGAACUAACGGGUUGUCAAAAAAAACUAGUUAUACUUAA